UUCAAACGCGCAAAUAUGAUUCGUUUGUGCUUAUCGCCAAUUCAUUUACACUCCGCCCGAUUUGUACCCACGGUCCUGAAAAAGCAUCAACACUCAACCAAUCCCACUUGUUAAAUUGGAAGGAUUAAGAUAUACAGUGCUGCUGGAGAUUUGAUAUGACAGUUUACAUCUGCAGAAUUCGGUUAAAGUAAAAUAGACUUUAAUUUUUUUUCGAUAAACGAAUAUAGUUCUUUUGAAAAAUUUCUAUUCAUUUCUCUAUGAUACUCCCGCUUCUAUUGACUAGUUUGGUCUCUUUGGGAUAUAUUCCGGUGGUUUUAUCGAGAAUUAUACCAAACGUAGUCGAUGUGGAUGCCAGUGAUGUUGAAAACCGGCUUGUGUAUAACGACAUGUACGAAUACAUGGCGAAUCAAGAACUUUUGGAUGUUCGAAUACACGAAUACAAAACGAACGAAAUCGACAGCGAAUCUUUCGUAAACAGUUUCAAGGAUGAAAUUGAGCAAUCUUAUGUAGUGGUGGAGACCAAGACCACCAGAAGUCGCAGAGGGAAGCGAAAUUACAAAACUUAUCACACGCUCUGUCACUUCAAGAUCUGCCCUAUGGGCAAAAGGAGGCGUGUUUUGUAGCUAAGGGCCAGAAAAAUGCCGUUAAUGAUGACAAUAUUUUUAAGAUAUUUACGCUUUAUCCGCAACUAUAUGUUUUCUUUUUUUUAGCAUAAUUAACCAAUUGUUUCAAACGAAUACAACAGGGUAUAAAAGUACAAAACAAUUAUUAAAACAAAUAAAAUUCAGAAAUGUAUGUUAUAAAAGAUUGUACCUAUACACAGUGGAGAAUCUAGAUUUCUUUUGGAGAUUCUUUUUGUACCAAAAUCAUAAUUUUAUCGAGUUUCAAAAACGACUCGCCCUAAAAACAACAUCAUAGGUGGCUCAAAGUGGGAUCUGGGCCAUAGAGCCGCCACAGCCUAUAUACAGAGAUUAUUUCAUUUAUUAAAGUUCGACGAUUAUUCUUUAAAGUUUGACGAUUGAUUUUUUCAAAACUAGUAGCUUUUUUCUUUUAUUAUAUUCAAUAAGAUAGAAUUAUAGUUAUCGAUAAUUAUAAGUUAAAAAUGAAUUAAUAAGCAGGUCUAUUAUGAGUCUUUUACACAUACUGUACUGAGGCAGCUUAAAUAUCAAACGUUCGACAUUAUUGUAAAGCUGUAUUGAGUUGUUAUUUUUUGAAAUCAUUUUAUUUAUUUGUUAAUUAUGUUUUACGUAUAUAACUCAUUAUAAAACAUGGUUACCUAUAUAUAUUUUGAAAAUAAUAAUAAAAACAUUUUAAGUACAUAUAUACUUAACCUACGUAUGUAAAAUGUAGAAUUGAAAAACGUAUGUUUAAGUAUUUAGUUAGAUAAUAUAUUUAUUUGUUGUAAUUAUAUGAAAAUCUUAAUAUAGUUAUUGUAAAUAUUAAAAUAAA
This is a messenger RNA of Sitophilus oryzae (rice weevil), 1449 nucleotides long. RefSeq lists its product as uncharacterized. Lineage: Eukaryota; Metazoa; Arthropoda; Insecta; Coleoptera; Curculionidae. The record is from RefSeq and is a predicted model, not a curated record. The transcript has 3 exons. The coding region runs from base 258 to 623 and encodes 121 amino acids.